AACGGCACAUGAAAUGAAUGAUUGAAUGAAAGCAGUAACAAGAGAAGAGAAAAGAAUGGAAGAGAAGUGAAGUAGUAAUGAGUAAAUGAAGCAUGCUCGUUGGUCGGUUCUAUCAAUGUUUUUUCUGUCUCUCUCAUUUGUUUGUUUGCUUAUACAAGCGGCAAAGUUAACUGCUACUCACACCAAAGACCCCCCUCUCUCUUUCUCUCUCAAUUCAUUUUCUUUCUCUCUAUUUUUUAUAUUUUUUUUGUUUUCUCUCUCUAACAAAUUCGGUUGAAGCUGCAAGGAAGAGACAUCUUCUGCAGCUUUCACUGAGAGCAAGGAAUUAGAACAAAAAAAAUUUCUAAACUUUGAAGGUUUCAUUCAAGCUUUACUCCUCUAGCUGUGAUUCUUGUGCACAUGAUCUAAGAGAGUUCUUUAUUACUUCUAUAGUUGGUAUUUUGAAUCUUGUUCAACCAUUUUCUGGUGUCUCUUUCAGUGUUUCCAAGCUCAUUUUCCCAAAUCAAGCUGGUUCUUUCUUCUUUUCUUCUCUCUGUUUCUUCCCAAACUUGUGGACUUUACCCUAUUUUAGGUAAAGGGGUUGGCCUAUUUUCUUAAAGUUAUUAUCUUUUCUUUCAAAGAAGUAGGUGAGUGUGUUUGAUUCUGAGGAUAUUUGUGUGAUUUCUUGGGAGAAUGCUUGAUUUGUAGCUGAGGAAAAAAAAAGGAGAAGAUGCUUGAAGGGAUCAUCACAAAAAAGAGGAUACAUUUCAGCAAACUAUAUUCAUUUUCUUGCUUGAAAUCUUCAUUUGGAGAUGGGCAUUCCCAAAUCGGUCAGAAAGGGUACUCAAGGAUUGUGUAUUGCAAUGAUCCUGAUAACCCUGAUGCAAUUCAGCAGAAUUAUAGAGGGAACUAUGUGUCAACCACAAAGUACACAGCUUUUAAUUUCAUCCCUAAGUCCCUUUUUGAACAGUUUAGGAGGGUUGCAAAUAUAUAUUUUCUUGUUGUUGCUUGUGUUUCAUUUAGUCCAUUGGCACCUUAUACAGCUCUCAGUAUUGUUGCACCAUUGUUGCUUGUCAUUGGAGCUACUAUGGCCAAGGAAGCUGUGGAAGAUUGGAGGAGGAGAAAGCAGGAUAUAGAGGCAAACAACCGUAAGGUUCUGGUAUAUGGUAAAAAUUAUACAUUUGUGGAGACUAGAUGGAAAAAACUCCGAGUUGGUGAUAUUGUUAAUUUAAAGCAUGCCUUGGAUGCGACGUCUCAUCUUCAAGAUGAAAAACCUAUCCAGAAGUUCAGGGCUGUGGUUAAAUGUGAGGAUCCUAAUGAAAACUUAUACUCAUUUAUUGGAAACUUGCACUAUGAGGGUAAAGAAUAUCCUCUUUCCUUGCAGCAGAUCCUUUUAAGAGACUCUAAGCUGAAGAACACUGAUCAUAUCUUUGGUGUUGUAAUCUUCACCGGACACGAUACAAAAGUGAUGCAGAAUUCCACUGAUCCUCCAUCCAAGAGAAGCAAAAUUGAGAGAAAAAUGGAUAAGAUUAUAUACAUCCUCUUCAGUACCUUGAUUUUCAUAUCCUUUAUUGGUUCUGUCUAUUUUGGUGUUGAGACUAAAAGGGAUACCAGCGGUCGCAGGUAUCGAAGAUGGUAUGUUCGUCCCGACAGUACAACGGUCUUUUAUGAUCCGAGAAGUGCUACACUUUCUGCUCUUCUCCACUUUUUAACUGCUCUUAUGUUGUUUGGAUAUCUUAUUCCUAUAUCACUUUAUGUGUCCAUAGAACUUGUGAAAGUUCUUCAGAGUGUUUUCAUUAACCGAGAUCAGGAAAUGUAUUAUGAGGAAAUGGAUAGGCCGGCUCGUGCUCGCACCUCUAAUUUGAAUGAGGAACUUGGUCAGGUUGAUACUAUAUUAUCUGACAAAACCGGUACUUUGACAUGUAACUCGAUGGAGUUUGUCAAAUGUUCCAUAGGAGGCAUUCGAUAUGGCCGAGGUACGACAGAAGUGGAGAAGGCACUUGCAAAGAGAGGGAAAAAUGUGGAGUCUCAAGUUGAUGAAGCAUCAUGUGAUUUUUCGGGCCAGGAUAGUGACGUGGAGGACUCUCGGCCGCCAGUUAAGGGCUUUAACUUUAGAGAUGAACGAAUAAUGAAUGGGAAAUGGGUUAAUGAACCACAAUCAGACAUCAUACAGAAGUUCUUUCGAGUUUUAGCUAUUUGUCAUACUGCUAUUCCAGAUGUAGAUCAAGGGUCAGGAGAAAUUUCUUAUGAAGCCGAGUCACCAGAUGAGGCGGCUUUUGUCAUAGCUGCGAAGGAACUUGGUUUCGAGCUUUUCGCUAGGACACAAACAAGCAUAUCAUUGCAUGAAUUAAACUACAAAACUGGAAAAAAGGUUGACAGAGUGUACCAGCUUCUGCAUGUCCUAGAGUUCAGCAGUUCCCGCAAGAGAAUGUCGGUGAUAGUGAGGAAUGAGGAAAAUCAGUUGUUGCUCUUAUGCAAGGGUGCAGACAGUGUAAUGUUUGAAAGGCUGUCGGAAAAAGGAAGACAAUAUGAGGCCGAAACCAAAGAACAUAUCAAACAGUAUGCCGAAGCAGGCUUAAGAACUCUGGUAAUCACAUACCGUGAACUUGAUGAAGAAGAAUAUAAGUUAUGGGAAGUAGAGUUUUCAAAGGCCAAAACAUCUGUUGGAGCAGACCGAGAUGCAUUGGUCGAUGCCGCUGCUGAUAAGAUGGAAAGAAAUUUGAUACUUCUUGGGUCUACAGCAGUUGAGGAUAGACUGCAAAAGGGCGUUCCUGAAUGUAUUGAAAGGCUUGCUAAGGCAGGAAUCAAGUUAUGGGUGUUGACUGGGGACAAGAUGGAAACAGCAGUCAAUAUAGGAUAUGCUUGCGGGUUACUUAGGCAAGACAUGAAGCAGAUAGUGAUCACUCUUGAUUCACCUAAUAUUAUAGCACUUGAAAAGCAAGGGGAUAAGGAUGCUCUUAAAAAGGAAUCUCUUGAAAGCAUUAAGAAGCAAAUUGGAGAGGGAAUAAAGCAAAUCAAGUUUGUGAAAGAGAGUACUAAUACAGAUAAAGAGAGUUCUUCUUCAUUUGGAUUGAUAAUUGAUGGGAAGUCUUUGGAUUAUUCGCUUAACAAGAACUUGGAGAAUUCCUUCUUUGAGUUGGCAACUAGUUGUGCUUCCGUCAUAUGUUGCCGAUCAUCACCGAAACAGAAAGCUCGUGUUACAAAAAUGGUAAAAUUAGGAACAGGGCAGACAACAUUAUCCAUCGGCGACGGGGCAAAUGAUGUCGGCAUGCUUCAGGAGGCUGAUAUUGGAGUUGGCAUUAGUGGUGCUGAAGGGAUGCAGGCUGUGAUGGCAAGUGAUUUUGCAAUAGCCCAAUUCCGUUUUCUGGAGCGUUUGUUAUUGGUGCAUGGCCACUGGUGUUAUAGGCGAAUAUCAAUGAUGAUAUGCUAUUUCUUCUAUAAAAAUAUUGCAUUUGGGUUCACCUUAUUUUGGUUCGAGGCGUAUGCUUCGUUCUCCGGUCAAGCUGCGUACAAUGAUUGGUAUAUGUCAUUCUACAAUGUCUUCUUCACUUCACUUCCAGUUAUUGCUCUCGGUGUUUUCGAUCAAGAUGUUUCUGCUAAACUUUGCUUAAAGUAUCCUUUUCUAUAUCUAGAGGGAGUAGAGGACACCCUCUUCAGCUGGCCGCGCAUUAUCGGCUGGAUGGUUAACGGAGUCCUUAGCUCCUUAGCCAUGUUCUUCUUGACUGCAAACUCUGUCAUGACUCAGGCUUUCAGAAGGGAUGGUCAAGUGGUCGAUUUUGAGAUACUCGGCGUCACGAUGUACACGUGUGUAGUGUGGACCGUGAAUUGCCAAAUGGCGCUUUCCAUCAAUUACUUCACUUGGAUCCAGCAUUUUUUCAUCUGGGGCAGCAUUGCAUUCUGGUACGUAUUCGUGCUGGUUUACGGCUACCUCUCGCCGGAAAUAUCGACGACGGCUCACAUGGUGUUUGUGGAAGCUUGUGCUCCAAGUUUGCUAUAUUGGCUAGUUACCCUUUUGGUGGUUGUGAGUGCUCUUCUACCUUAUUUUUGCUAUAGAUCAUUCCAAAGUAGGUUUCUACCAAUGUAUCAUGAUAUUAUUCAGAGAAAACAAGUUGAAGGUUCUGAUAUUGAGAUAUGUGAUGAGGUUCCUAAACAAGUCCAUGGAAAACUAAUACAUCUAAGAGAGAGAUUGAAGCAAAGGGAACUAUGAAAUGGAUUUAGUUUCUAAGCUUAUGUUAUUGUUGGAGCUUUUUUUUUCACUCAUUUUUUUCUCCCUCUUUGAAAUUCCUAUUGUUUAAAAAUUUGUAUAGUGAGGAUUUGUGUAGCAAUCACAAUCACCUGAUGUAGAUUAGUUAUGUAAAGUAUUGUAUCAUAGUCUUUUGUAUUUGUUAAUGGAAUCAAACAAAGCAUGUUCUACAUUGUAUUUUUUGGUGUAUAUGACUUACUAUAUUAACACAAGAUAUUGUUUAUGUCUUGUUAGUUUGCCUGUUGAUUGAAAGAUGUAACAGAGAAAG
Messenger RNA from Arachis duranensis, 4490 nucleotides. RefSeq names its product probable phospholipid-transporting ATPase 8. Gene Ontology annotation, cellular component: plasma membrane. Gene Ontology annotation, biological process: phospholipid translocation. Gene Ontology annotation, molecular function: ATPase-coupled intramembrane lipid carrier activity; ATP hydrolysis activity; magnesium ion binding. The record is from RefSeq and is a predicted model, not a curated record. Lineage: Eukaryota; Viridiplantae; Streptophyta; Magnoliopsida; Fabales; Fabaceae.